Molecule: messenger RNA, 1820 nt
Organism: Argentina anserina (silverweed cinquefoil)
Lineage: Eukaryota; Viridiplantae; Streptophyta; Magnoliopsida; Rosales; Rosaceae
Product: cytochrome P450 CYP749A22-like
Exons: 5
Coding region: 24-1577 (517 amino acids)
Molecular function (GO): iron ion binding; monooxygenase activity; heme binding
Source: RefSeq, a predicted model, not a curated record
GGUUCUAGUUCUGAGAAUCUCAGAUGAGUUCUUUUGGAGGCCUAGUGUAUAUUCUUUUAAGCUUUCCGUUUUUGUUCCUUCUCUUAGCUCUGAUCAAGAUCUUUCACAAACUAUGGUGGGAGCCGACUCGUAUUCAGAAGCUGAUGACUGUACAAGGAAUCAAAGGUCCUUCUUACAGAUUUAUCCAUGGAAAUUCCAAAGAAAUCUCCAGCAUGCAAAAGGAAGCCAUGAGCAGACCCAAAAGUUUGUCACAUGAUAUAUUUUCUUAUGUUCAACCUCAUAUCUACUUAUGGAGCAGAUCAUAUGGGAAGAAUUUUCUUCAAUGGCAUGGUUCUCGAGCCCAGUUGGUCAUUACAGAUCCUGAGCUGUGCAAAGAGGUACUAAAUAACAAAGAUAGAACUUUUGUGAAAACCGAUAUCGCAGAAUAUAUGAAGAAGUUACUGGGAGAUGGACUUGUAACAACUGAAAGUGAAAAAUGGGGGAGAGUGCGAAAGCUGGCCAACUCUGCCUUCCAUGGAGAGAGCUUAAAGUGUCUGGUUCCCGCAACUAUAGCUAGUGCUGAGUUGAUGUUAGAGAGGUGGAAAAAUCAUGAAGGGAAAGAAAUUGAGAUAUUUGAAGAAUUCAGGUUGUUGACAUCAGAAGUGAUUUCCAGAACAGCAUUUGGCAGCAGCUACUUAGAAGGGAAGAGUAUUUUUGACAAGAUGAUGAAGUUAGCCAUCUUAACAUUCAAAAAUGCUUUCAACACUAAGAUUCCUAUGAUCAGUAACCUUUUCAAAACCAGUGAUGAUAUUGAAGCAGAGAAUCUUGAGAAAGGAGUACGCAACUCCAUAUUAGAGAUUGUCAAAGAAAGAGAACAGAAAGCAAUGACUAAGAGUGGGGAAGAAAAAAGUUUUGGGAGUGAUUUUCUUGGAUUACUUUUGAAGGCUCAUCAUGAUGUUGAUAUAAACCAGAGGAUCACAGUGGAUGACCUGAUUGAUGAGUGCAAGACGUUUUACUUUGCUGGGCAAGAAACCACCAACAGUUUGCUAGCCUGGACUAUGUUUCUUCUAGCACUUCAUACAGAUUGGCAAGAGAAAGCAAGGAAAGAAGUCCUGCACCUAUUUGGCAAACAAACUCCAAACCUUGACGGCAUUUCCAAAUUAAAAACGAUGGGUAUGAUCAUCAAUGAGUCUCUAAGGUUAUAUCCUCCUGUUGUGUCCAUUGAAAGGAAAGUAGCAAGAGAAGUUAGACUUGGAGAACUCCUUGUUCCAGCUGAUCUUGAAAUCUAUAUUCCAGCUUUGGCCCUUCAGCAUGAGCCUCAGUUUUGGGGACAAGAUUUGGACUUGUUCAAACCAGAGAUAUUCUCAGAAGGGGUUGCAAAAGCUACCAACAAUAGCAUGGCCAUAUUCUUACCCUUUGGAAUGGGGCCUAGAAUGUGUGUGGGAAACAACUUUGCAACCACUGAAGCCAAGAUUGCUCUGGCAAUGAUUCUACAACACCACACCUUCACACUUUCUCCGAAUUAUGUUCACUCACCCUUUCGGCUUCUUACAGUUCGGCCACAACAUGGAAUUCAAGUAAAGCUACACUCAUUAUGAGCUCUGAAGACAAAAAAUGUGAAUCUAUCAGCGGCGGCAAAGUAAGAUCAUGUGCUCAAGUCCUACAAAAGGAGGUGGAGGUGGGAGCUGGGCCAAAAGCUAUGACUUUGUGUUUGGGGCUUUCGGGCUGUUGCUUGGUUCACUCUUCGGGCGUGAUUUUUCUUCAAUCAGUAUUAGUAACAACAUCUGUAACUUUGUGUGUGAUAUUCUCCUAUCUAUAUCUGGAAGCAGGAUUAAAAUGAA